AUGUUGAAAAGCCAAACAGAAUGGCCUGAGCCAAUAAUCAGAGUUCAAUCUUUAUCUGAAGGAUGCAAAGAUUCAAUUCCUGAUAGGUAUAUCAAGGCUCCAACUGAUAGGCCAUUUGUAAACUCUUCUUCUUCUCAUGAUGAUGAUAUUAAUAUUCCUAUAAUCGACCUUGGAGGUUUAUAUGGUGACGAUUUCGAUGUUCGAGCUUCGAUAAUGAAGCAAAUUUCCGAUGCUUGUCGCGACUGGGGUUUCUUCCAAAUCAUAAACCAUGGAGUGAGUCCUGAUUUGAUGGAUAAAGCUAGAGAAACAUGGCGCGAAUUCUUUCACAUGCCUAUGGAGGUUAAACAACUAUAUGCAAACUCUCCAACAACUUAUGAAGGGUAUGGAAGUAGACUUGGUGUUGAGAAAGGUGCUAUUCUUGAUUGGAGUGAUUACUACUUUAUGCACUAUCUUCCUUUUGCACUUAAGGAUUACAACAAAUGGCCUUCUUCUCCUUCAUCUUGCAGGGAAGUGUUUGAUGAGUAUGGUAAAGAAUUAGUGAAACUAAGUGGGAGAUUAAUGAAGAUUUUAUCGAAAAACCUUGGAUUAGAAGAAAAAGAAGUUGAGAAUGCAUUUGGGGGAGAAGAGAUAGGAGCAUGCAUGAGAGUGAAUUUUUAUCCAAAAUGUCCAAGGCCAGAAUUGACAUUAGGAUUAUCAUCACACUCAGACCCGGGAGGGAUGACUAUGUUGCUACCUGAUGAUCAAGUGGCAGGUCUUCAAGUUCGAAAAUUUGAUAAUUGGAUUACAGUCAAUCCUGCUAAACAUGCCUUCAUCGUCAACAUUGGUGACCAAAUACAGGUUCUAAGCAAUGCAAUAUACAAGAGUGUGGAGCACAGAGUGAUUGUGAAUUCAGAUCAAGAAAGAGUUUCUCUUGCUUUCUUCUAUAACCCAAAAAGUGAUAUACCCAUUGAGCCAUUAAAACAGCUUCUAACUCCUGAAACACCUGCACUCUAUCCACCAAUGACCUUUGAUGAAUACAGACUCUUCAUUAGAAUGAAUGGACCUCGUGGCAAAUCUCAAGUUGAAUCCAUGAAAUCUCCCAGAUAA
This is a messenger RNA of Vicia faba (fava bean), 1086 nucleotides long. Lineage: Eukaryota; Viridiplantae; Streptophyta; Magnoliopsida; Fabales; Fabaceae. The record is from the annotation of a GenBank genome assembly.